Molecule: messenger RNA, 1560 nt
Organism: Punica granatum (pomegranate)
Lineage: Eukaryota; Viridiplantae; Streptophyta; Magnoliopsida; Myrtales; Lythraceae
Source: RefSeq, a predicted model, not a curated record
AUGGCGGGACAGUCUUAUCCUCCUCCUCGUCAAAAUACUCGCCUUGAUUCGCUCACAAAAAAAAAAAACCAUUCUUUUUUGCGCUCUCUCUCUCUCUCUCUCUCUCUCCUCUCUCGUCCCUCUCUAUAUCUGACAUUCAUUCAAACGGUGCUUCCUCGCUUACUUGCUGGUGCUUGCCAGUUUGCCUGCUCCGUCAUCCUCUUCAUACCCCUCCCUCUCUCUCUCUCUCUCUCUCUCUCUCUACCUCCUCUGCUCCUCCUCCUCCUCCUACUCUGCGUUGUAAUGGGAUCGUCGGCGGCGGAUUCUUCACCCGACAAGACCAUCCUCGUCACCGGCGGUGCGGGGUUCAUCGGGACCCACACUGUGGUCCAGCUCCUCGAGGGCGGGUUCAGGGUCUCCAUCAUCGACAACCUCGACAACUCCGUCCCCGAGGCCGUUGACCGCGUCCGCGAGCUCGUCGGUCCCCAGCUCGCCGGCAACCUCGACUUCCACCUCGGCGAUCUCAGGAACAGGGAGGACUUGGAGAAGCUGUUUUCUCAGACCAAAUUCGAUGCGGUGAUACACUUUGCGGGGCUUAAGGCUGUCGGGGAGAGCGUGGCGAAUCCUCGAAGAUAUUUUGACAACAAUUUGGUCGGGACCAUUAAUCUGUACGAGGUCAUGGCUAAGUAUGAUUGCAAGAAGAUGGUUUUCUCAUCUUCUGCAACUGUCUAUGGUCAACCUGAGAAGAUACCUUGCAUCGAGGAUUUCCAGUUAAUGGCCAUGAAUCCUUAUGGAAGAACCAAGCUUUUCCUCGAAGAAAUUGCUCGAGACAUUCAAAAGGCAGAACCCGAGUGGAAGAUUAUACUGUUGAGAUAUUUCAACCCAGUCGGGGCUCAUGAGAGCGGCAGAAUCGGUGAAGAUCCAAAAGGGAUCCCAAACAACCUGAUGCCUUACAUACAACAAGUCGCGGUUGGCAGGCUGCCUGAGCUUAAUGUGUAUGGGCAUGAUUAUCCCACACGCGACGGAAGUGCGGUUCGAGACUACAUCCAUGUAAUGGACUUGGCAGAUGGUCACAUUGCUGCCCUUCAGAAGCUCUUCACAACACCCGACAUAGGUUGCACGGCAUACAACUUAGGGACUGGACGUGGAACGUCAGUCCUCGAAAUGGUAGCUGCAUUCGAGAAAGCCUCGGGCAAGAAAAUUCCAAUCAAACUAUGUCCAAGAAGACCGGGAGAUGCCACGGAGGUGUAUGCCUCCACGGAGAAGGCUGAGAAGGAACUCGGGUGGAAGGCAAAGUAUGGCGUGGAGGAGAUGUGCAGGGACCAGUGGAAGUGGGCAAGCAACAACCCUUGGGGUUAUCAGUCCAAGCCUUGACGAUUAUUAUUUUUUCUCAUCUGUUAAUAAACCAAUUUCAAAGGAAACCUGAAUAUAAUGUCUUCACUCUUCUGAACCUUCUUAAGUAGUGAAAAAUUUCUCGAGGACACAAAUGUUCGUCUCCUUGUAUCUUUUCGGUUACAAUAAUUGAAAAUUAUUGAGAAUGAUAAAUGGCUACUUUUGCGAUUUUCGCAGAGUUCGGCGUAA